AUGAAAGAUAUUCCAACGACAUGUGUUGCUGCUGUUUAUUCAGAAAUAGAACCUAAGCCACAAUUAAAAGAUAUUGAAAAAUUUAUGCGUGAUCAUGGUGCUGAACCAGUGUUAGAUUUUAGUUCGGAAGAUCUUGAAAGCAAAGUUGAAUCGAUUAUACGUGAAUUAAGAAAUGUUCUUAAAGAUUCUUUACUUGAAAGCGAUAUGGAAAUGUUUCUUAAUUCUGUAAUGAGUUUAAUAUUGGUUGUACCUGAAGAUAAAAUAAAUCGACCAAUUUUAAAUUUUUCGGAAGCUAUUGUAAAUGCAAAUCUACCCGAAAAAUAUGGACCAAUAAAAAUUCGAGUAUUAACGAAUUUAAUUUAUGUAAUACCGGAACAUGCUAAUACAGAUAAAUAUCGUAUUUUGAUGGAUUUAAUUAAAUGUGCUCGAAAUCAUCGAUGUAUCAAUGCUGUAUCAGUUGGAAUAAGUCAAGUAAAAAUUUGGGUUAAAGAAUGGAAAGUUUCAAAUGAACAAGUUCAAGAACUCUAUCGAAAUAUGCAUGAAGCAUAUGCAGCAAUUGGUGAUUCAACAAAUGCAUUACAACUUUUACUUGAAUUACUUGGUACAUAUACAAAAGAAACAGCAUCAAAAGCUCGUACAGAUGCAUUCAAAUGUAUUAUCAAUAGUAUUAAUGAUCCAAAUGUAUUCAUAAUGGAUCAUCUUCUUUUACUUGAACCUAUAAAAGUUCUCGAAGGAGAAAAUAUUCAUAAAUUAUUAAAUAUUUUUGUUCUUGGUCGUUUACAAGAUUAUCUUGAAUUUUAUUCAAAACAAAAAUCAUUUAUUGAAUCAUCAGGUAUUAAACAUGAAAGAAAUUUAACAAAAAUGCGUUUAUUAACAUUUCUUCAAACAGCUGAAAGUCAAAAAGAAUUAACAUUUGAUGCAAUUGAAAAAGAAAUGCAAAUACCAUCUGAUGAUAUUGAAUCAUUUAUAAUUGAAGCUGUACGAACAAAAAUGAUACGUUGUAAAAUUGACCAUCUUGCACGAAAAGUUAUUAUUGAUAGUACAGCACAACGUUCAUUUACAAAACAACAUUGGAUAUCGUUAAAAGAAAAACUUGAAUCAUGGAAAUCUAAUUUAACUAUGAUUAAUAAUAAUCUUCAUACAUUAUUAAAUGCAAGAGCAGUAACAACAUAG
Molecule: messenger RNA, 1173 nt
Organism: Rotaria sordida
Lineage: Eukaryota; Metazoa; Rotifera; Eurotatoria; Philodinida; Philodinidae
Source: the annotation of a GenBank genome assembly